AUGCAGGUCCGGUUGGUGAACAUACUCCUUCGAAGACACCCAGUAAAAGCACCAAGAAGGAAGCCUGGCAAUCAGUCAGGUGGCAUACCCAUUGAGCAUAAAAAUGGAGAAGACGAAGAGGAAGCUCGUGCGGGUCCUGGGGAGAUUGGGCCGAUUAGCUUACGAAUCCUCCUUUUUGCUCUCGCAAUACAUGCCUCUCAGUAUCAGCAAAGUGAGGGAUACGGCCCACAGGUCUCAACAGCAAUUCAGUGCAUCCCGCUUAAGCAACACAAGGAACAUGACUCACACAUCUUAACCGAAAGCUCCUGGUACCGAGGCAAACAGCGAGUUUGUCCGCAGCUUCAAGCACUUUGCGACGUCGAGGCUAGAAUACGAGAUUCACGGCCCAGAGAUUCUUUGCGGAUUAUAUCAUCGAAUCAAUGA
Letharia columbiana is the source of this 423-nucleotide messenger RNA. RefSeq lists its product as uncharacterized. The record is from RefSeq and is a predicted model, not a curated record. The coding region runs from base 1 to 423 and encodes 140 amino acids. The transcript has a single exon. Lineage: Eukaryota; Fungi; Ascomycota; Lecanoromycetes; Lecanorales; Parmeliaceae.